Nyctereutes procyonoides (raccoon dog) is the source of this 819-nucleotide messenger RNA. Its product is annotated as endoplasmic reticulum resident protein 29-like. Gene Ontology annotation, biological process: protein secretion. Gene Ontology annotation, cellular component: endoplasmic reticulum lumen; endoplasmic reticulum. The record is from RefSeq and is a predicted model, not a curated record. NCBI's taxonomy places the organism in Eukaryota, Metazoa, Chordata, Mammalia, Carnivora, Canidae.
CAGCCUUCCGAGCUUUCACUGCCAGAAUCCGGCGUUAUGGCUGCCGGCAUGCCCCGCGCGGCUUCUCUGUCCCCACUGUUCCCCCUUCUCCUGUUCCUCCUGCUCCUCUCCGCUCCGCAUGGCGGCAGUGGCCUGCACACCAAGGGCGCCCUGCCCCUGGACACAGUCACUUUCUACAAGGUCAUUCCCAAAAGCAAGUUCGUCUUGGUGAAGUUCGACACCCAGUACCCCUACGGUGAGAAACAGGAUGAGUUCAAGCAACUGGCUGAAAACUCGGCCUCCAGCGAUGAUCUCUUGGUGGCAGAGGUGGGGAUCUCAGAUUAUGGUGAUAAGCUGAAUAUGGAGCUGAGUGACAAAUACAAGCUGGACAAAGAGAACUACCCAGUCUUCUACCUAUUUCGGGAUGGGGACUUUGAGAACCCAGUUCUGUAUAGUGGGGUGGUUAAGGUUGGAGCCAUCCAGCGCUGGCUAAAGGGGCAAGGAGUCUACCUGGGUAUGCCUGGUUGCCUGCCUGCAUAUGAUGCCCUUGCUGGGGAGUUCAUCAGGGCCUCAGGUGUGGAGGCCCGCCAGGCGCUCUUAAAGCAGGGGCAGCACAACCUCGCCAGUGUGAAGGACACGGAGAAGUGGGCUGAGCAAUAUCUAAAGAUCAUGGGAAAGGUCUCAGACCAAGGGGAGGACUUCCCAGUAUCAGAAAUGACCCGGAUCACCAAGUUGAUUGAGAAGAACAAGAUGAGUGAUGGGAAGAAGAAAGAGCUCCAGAAGAGCUUAAAUAUCUUGACUGCUUUCCAGAAGAAGGGGGUCGAGAAGGAGGAGCUGUAA